GAAAAUGCCACGGUAGAGUUUGUUGACUGUGUGUCUGAAUCUGCAUACCAUUUAGAAGAUUCUGAUACGGCAAAAUGACAAACGCAUAUUCGUUCGAGGGAAUCAUUGUGUUCAGCAUGUUGGUUAUCUGCACCUGUGCCUACAUGAGAAGAGUUCCACGACUGAAAAAGUGGUUUUUAUCAGAGAAAAAGGGCUUUCUUGGGGUGUUCUAUAAAGCGUCUGUGAUUGGUACUAGACUUCAUGUUCCAGUGGCUUUGACUUGCAUUUUAAUGGCAUUCUACAUUCUGUUUCUGAGGUGAUAGGAAUUAAACAAGUGAAGGAAAGUGACUGAUGUAUAUAUAUUAAAAAGAAAAGAAUGGUGUUCAUUGACAACAUUUGGGUACAAUCAUGAAGUAUGGUACAGUGCAUUUUUGCUGUGAUAAAAGUAUUGUGCUCUGUUUUGUAAAAUUGUGCUGUCAUUUGACAUUUACAUAAGAAUUAUACAUGUUAUAUGUAUUCAGUAGGUGUAACAUUUUCAAAAGAAAAUACUAGAAUUGAUAGAAACAAUCAAAGAAAUGGACUCACAAAGUGGAAACUUUUAAUAGACAUGGAUUUAAUAGACAAGGGUCCAGAGGACAUAAAAUAAAUGCAAUAUCAUGUUUCAAAAAUGUGAUAUCUUUUAAAAUAUGUAUAUUUUCUGAAACAAAAAGUGUUGGUCAGACACAGUACAAAAAGAAUGUUUGUAUUGAAAAUAGUAUAUGUGUAGUGGGAAUGAAAAUACUGUGAAAUGGAACACUAGGUGUUAAAUUACACAAUGUUUACUCUAUAAAUUAUUUCUAAGAUGUUUCAAUUAGAAAAUACUCAUCAGUGAGUAGACAAUUUAUAAGGGAUCUGAACUUUAGAGUAAUCAUUUUUGUUCAUCUGUACCUUUCAAAUUUUGCGAUGUACCCAUUUGAACCUGCACAUAUCACACACUUUUUAUGUAUGUAGCAGAAUUACAGUGAAAAUAGUAGAAUUCUGCUUAUUAAAUAGGUAGUAGAAGAAACAUCAUUAUCAAUUAGAUAUUUCUGUGAACAUGUGGAUAAUAUGUACUCAAUGUUACUGAAUGUCUGCUGUCACACUGCAGGAACAUUCUUUAUGUAUGAAAUGUAUAUAAUUAUUCUUAGAUUUUUAAUAUGUGUAUUUGUUAUUUAUGAAUUU
Molecule: messenger RNA, 1179 nt
Organism: Saccostrea cuccullata (small rock oyster)
Lineage: Eukaryota; Metazoa; Mollusca; Bivalvia; Ostreida; Ostreidae
Product: protein kish-B-like
Exons: 3
Coding region: 75-299 (74 amino acids)
Source: RefSeq, a predicted model, not a curated record